Messenger RNA from Rotaria sp. Silwood1, 1950 nucleotides. The record is from the annotation of a GenBank genome assembly. Lineage: Eukaryota; Metazoa; Rotifera; Eurotatoria; Philodinida; Philodinidae.
AUGGCAGCAAGUGAUGAACCCCAGAUUUAUAAAAAACGUUAUAAAAUUGAUGAAAAACUUGGUGCUGGAAAUUUUGGUACAGCUUAUCUUGUUACUGAUCUAAAAGCAAAACAUGAACCAAAAGUAUUGAAGGUUGUUCGAUUAGGUGAAAUGGAUGAGGAACAAACAAUUGAUUCUGUUAAUGAGGCGCAACUUCUAAAGAGUUUACAGAAUGAACAUAUUGUUAAAUUUUAUGAAAGUUUUCUUGAAAAUGAUUGCUUAUGCAUUGUAACUGAAUAUUGUGAAGGUGGUGAUCUCGAUCAUCGUUUAAAAGAAUUAAAAAAGCAAAAUCGUAAAUUAGAAGAAGAUCAAGUUGUUGAAUGGUUAAUACAAAUAUUAAUCGCUGUACAAUAUAUGCAUAAAUCAAGAGUAUUACAUCGAGAUUUAAAAGCAAGGAAUAUAUUUCUUAAAUCUAAUAAUAUUAAAAUUGGGGACUUUGGUAUAAGUAGAAUAUUAGUUGGAACUAUGGAUGUAGCAACAACAUUUACUGGAACACCAUACUACAUGUCGCCCGAAGUUUUGAAACAUGAUGGAUAUGAAUCAAAAUCAGAUAUUUGGUCAGUUGGUUGUUUAUUAUAUGAAAUGUGUACUUGGGAACAUGCUUUCGGUGGUAAAGGUCUUAUGAAUGUUAUAUAUAAAGUUGUAGAAGGAAAAGCACCUGAACUUCCAACAACAUAUUCAAAAGAAUUAAAUGAUGUACUGAAAAAAAUGCUUAUCAAAGAUCCAAAAAAACGACCAACUGCUACUGACUUAUUGAAAACUCCAUUUAUUGUUAAACAUCGUCAGAGAACUCAUUUAGAUGGUCCACUGGAAGAUACAAUCAGUGGUAAUCUUCGUUUAAGAGAAAUUAAUGCUAAUACACAAACUCCAAUCAAUUAUAGACAAAUGAAAAACACAAGUUGGUCCAUAUCUAGUAAAGAUCAUAUUCCUGAUGAUUACGAUGAUGCUGAAUCUGGUAAUAUUUCAUCGAAUAAACCUAAUGAAGUAUCAGAAGAAGAAGAAGAAGAACAAACUUUAAAAAAUUCAAAUACUAUCAAGCCAGCCAAACAAAUAACGGCUGAAAGAAAAUUACAUGAAACUAAUGCCCAUGGUCAACUAUUCAAUCAAGCAAUCCGAUCGAAUGUAACUGAAACUAUUCAAAAUCGACAAAUGAUGCGUGAAAAUAAAAGUUCAGGAACUAUGAAACAAUCACAACCAUUAGCAGAUAAUUCAGAAGAAAAUGGACAAGUAUUUAACAAUCGUGCUCGUAACUCGACUCAAUUUUCCAAUGAAGGUAAAUUUAAUAAUCGUACUGGUGCUAGAAAUACUUCAUUUGGUGGUAAUACUGAAGAUCGUCCUAUAACCCCAAUGCGGGGAACUUAUAAACAACUAGCUGAAGGAUUUGAUGAAGGUGAUUCAAAAUAUUAUAAUAAUCAAUUUAAUGAUCAUAGUCCAACACGUGAACGAGAAACAAAUGAGGCAACAUCAAAAACUCGACGAGCAAUGUCUGGCUCACAACGCUCAACAAUGAAUUCAUUGAGUCAAACUAUGGGUCCAAAUCAUCCAGCUAAUUUUAAUAAAGAAAGAAAAUCAAAGUCACCAUCAAGAACGAUUGGUAGUGCAACAAGACAAAAGACUUCAUUAAAUUUACCCAUUGAUGAUACUAGUGCUACAUUAAGAGAUGAUCCAACUAAAGAUGCAUUUGGUCGAUUCGCAAAAGAUGCAAAAAUAAAUGCGUUACGAACAAAAGCUAUACAAUUGUUGGGUGAAUCUACAUUUGAAAAAGUUUAUGACUAUUUGGUUCAACAACGUACAGCACAAAAAACAAAUCCUAAUUUUGAUGAAGCACAAAUUACUGAAGGUCUUAAAGCAUUUGUUAAAAAACCGGCUGAUUGUUUUCUUGUUGAUCAACUUGUAUUUCUUGAACUUUAA